Triticum aestivum (bread wheat) is the source of this 1117-nucleotide messenger RNA. RefSeq lists its product as uncharacterized. Gene Ontology annotation, molecular function: ureidoglycolate hydrolase activity. The coding region runs from base 16 to 924 and encodes 302 amino acids. The record is from RefSeq and is a predicted model, not a curated record. The transcript is spliced from 3 exons. NCBI's taxonomy places the organism in Eukaryota, Viridiplantae, Streptophyta, Magnoliopsida, Poales, Poaceae.
CCCGCGUGUCGCGUCAUGGUUGCGCUCGUGUACAGCGCCGCUCAUUCGGACUGGACGCGUGGACAGAUUACGAGAGAGAUGCACCGGAGCACCCACGCCGCACGGUGGCCUGGUACUAGCACACUGCGGCGCACCACACCACACCACACCGUGCACGCUUCGGUUUCGGCCACGGGAAAACGUUUGGGGAUGGAUGCGCUGGGCCUCCUGGGCCGCGUGUGCCGCCUCGGCCACUUCUGCCGCCGCAGCACGGCCACUCCUCCCCCUCCCUCUCCCCGCCCCCCUCCUCGCAGCAACAGCGGCAGAGCCGUGCGCGCCGGAGCCAGAGCCACCUCGUCGUCGGCGCCGCAGGCGAUGGAAGCCAAGCGGGAGGAGGAGCCGAGGGUGGUGACGCUCCGGCCGGUGGAGGCCACGCCGGAGUCCUUCGCGCCCUUCGGGCAGGUCAUCGCCGCCUCCCCCGACGGCGACCAGUUCGGCCCCCACGACGCCCAGCUCGACCUCAGCCGCGGCAUCCCUAGGUUCUACAUCAUGAGAUUGGAGAGUAGGCCGCUCAAGUUCUCGUCCAUCACCCACCACGCCAGCGUCACGCAGUGCCUGGGCUCCAUCGGCGGCCAGGACUGGUACCUCGGCGUGGCCAAGCCUUCCAUCCUUGACGGGGCGACGGAGCAGAGUGGUGGCGGGACUGCCGUGCAGUCGCGCGCUGGGCAUUUCUAUCUGCCUCCCGAUCCGUCCGAGGUCUGCGUCUUCCGGGUCUCUGGUCCCAAGUUUCUCAAGCUGCACGCCGGGACCUGGCACGCCGGGCCGCUGUUCAAGGCAGACGCCGUGGAUUUCUAUAACCUGGAGCUGAGCAACACCAAUGUUGUUGAUCACACCACGCACUACUUCAAGAAGCAGGACGGCGUAACCUUUGUGAUCGAGGACUGAGACGCUGCAUGUCACUGACCACGACCUAUGCACAAAAGCUCAGCGCACCGUGUGCCUCACGGACGCUGUUCGGGCCCUGUCCCUCUGUAUGAUGCACGUCCAGUAUGUAUAUGCAAUAAUGUACUGCAAGUCACGUGUACUUCGUACGCUGCUCCUUUUUGGCUCCUUGAGCGUUUAUUUGUGUCGUUGUUUC